CUGCCACCUUCAUCUUACUCGAGACUGUGUCUGAGCCACCCUUUCCUUGAUAGCACUCCUCUUUUCUCUCUUUCAUCUACAUACCGCUCGACAUAAUGUUCUUUAAUCGCAGCAAGGCCAAGGUGUCUCAGCCGCGGGGCGAUGUUAUCGUCAUUCACGACUCUGAUUCGGAGCCGGAGGGUCAUGGAGGGAAGCUUUCGUCUAAACGCCAAAAGGUGACCAGUGGCAAGGCUCCACUCCCAACAGCAGGCGCCAAAGUACAAAUUGACCGCACCAAGAACGCCCAUCUCAAAGGCCGCAAACGUUUCAAUGCCGAUUUCGAGGACACGAAGCAAGUCGUCAAGGACGGAGGAUUCCUGGUUCAUGGAUGGCGGAUAAAGAAGUUCCGCCCAGGCGACGACGAAGGUUCCAUGGAAGUCGUUAUUGAGGAUUCUCAUGUCCCUGACGCAUCAAUAUCUCUCACUAUGCUUGUUGAUGACACCUCUGAAUAUCCGAAGAACCAUACAGUAUUUUGCUACUCCUCUGAUUCAGAGCUCGACGCUCGUACAACAGAGCUUGUAAAUGAGAUCGCAACAUCGCCGGCACGACCGAUCGUCGACACUCUGGAACGUUUCUUGACGUCACUUGCCGGUAAGAAGUACCAAGAAGUUGACAUGGAGGAUGAAGACGAUAGUGGAGACGAAGAAUAUGUCGGUAUGGAAUAUGAUGAUGAUUAUGCUGCAAUGUCCAAGGUUUCGACCUACAGUCGCUCCAAACUGCAAAGGGACUUCAUCGAUGCUGUGGGGACAGGCUAUCGACCAGGAUUCAUUCCUUUUGGAGGCGACGACUUCUGUUUAACCAUCAGCUUACCAGUUAUCACUCUAUCUAAAGCAAUCCCUCCGCGGGCGCUUAUGGCUUGGGAUCGGAGGCUUCUGUCCCGUUCACAACAUUUAACCCUUCUCAUAUCCGGGCACAGAGGCAUGUAUCCUUCUUUGUCGAGUGAUGGAUCCUAUUCGAGUGCCGCACGCAGAGCGGGUGUGCAACUCAAAUUCCAAGUCGGUCUGUGCGGCGGGUACAAGCCCUCAACUGUGAAUGCCAAAGAAGCCGUACGCAGGUAUGGGCUAGUCCUUCAGGAUGCUGAAGAUGAGUUGCGCAUUCAGAAAGAGAAGGAGCUUGCUGCUGCGAUGAGUUUUUACGACGGGGACGUUGACAUGGACGAAGAAGUCGUUGUGCCUGUCGUCCCAGAAGUUGACAUUGAAGAGGAAGAUGACGAAGGCCGAUUUGACAAGUUCAGCUUGAGUUCUUCUUUGGAGUCGUUGCUGGACCGAUCCUUUCUGAAAGUUGUCCGAUUACGGAGACAGUUUGAUCUGGGCUGGGCUGGCGCUGAGCUACUGUUCUCUGAAAUUGAAAAGAGCCAGAUGACAGCAGAGGAUGUAUAUCGGUUCAGAACCAAGGAAAUAAAAGCAGCUGAAAAAGAGGAACAAAAGCUCAACCGAACGCUGCCUCAUGAUCCCUUGCGUGGUCUUGGGAAAUCAGAAGAUAUCAAUCUUCCACUGACCGCGUUUAGUUAUCUCAUCAGACGACUGACGCUCUGUACACGCUACUGCAUUGUCUGCCACAACAAACUCACCACCGACUUCGAAGCUCUGAAGCCCUAUGUGUGCGAUUCGAAACUGUGCGCCUACCAAUACUACUCUCUCAAUCAUGGACCUUCGUUAGAGUAUGAAAUCAUUCACAACCCACAGACUGUGGAUCUUCUUGUUUCACUGACCUAUUCUGGGGCUGCCGAAGGCGUCCUUGACGAGCCUCUCCCUAUUGGGAUGGGCCUGCGAGUUCCUAUUCCUGACAAAAGCUUGAUUGUCCACCCGUCGACGCUCCGAGGGGCCGGCUAUCCUGGUGCCUUCCCUGGUACGGUGUUUGAGACUCCGUCUCUUUCCACUCCCCGACGCGAGCCUGUUGCCGACAACCAUGGUCUGUGCGAUUUUGAUGAUCUUGAUAUUCUUCAGAUGCGCGCCUCUAUUGCUGCUAUGUUAAAUACAUUGCCGACGGUGGAAGAGAUGAAAAAGCACUUAGAACGCAAAGUCAAGCCCGGGAAAUCAAAGCCAAAACUCAGGGAACUCGAUCCUACAGUGUUGCCCGCUGCUUGGCAGAUCCUUCGCUGGUGUGUGGCAUCGUGCACCGCAUAUCUUGAACCCAUCAUAUCGGGAGCGGAAUUAAUAACGAAUUUGGAUCCAUCAUGGCGCCAGUUCCGCUUCAGCGUCGGGGCUCCAGAUGCAGAAGCUAAAUUCCAGGCUGCUGUUACUCAAUCUCAGGCAACAAAUGCGAACGCCGUAAAGUACCCCUCACUCUUUGCUUUCCAUGGUUCUCCUUUGCGAAAUUGGCACUCGAUAAUUCGGCAUGGAUUGUGGUACAAGCAGGUAGCUAAUGGGCGGGCGUAUGGAAACGGUGUCUAUCUGGCCAAAGACGGGCAGAUUUCUAUGGGACAUUAUGCGGCAGGUAACAGCACGAUGUGGCGCAAGAGCAAAAUUUGUCCCAACGCUUGUGUUGCUCUAGCGGAGGUAGUCAACUUACCCGAGAAGUUUGUUAGUUCGAAUCCGUAUUUUGUUAUCGCGGAUACCACCUGGAUUGUCUGCCGGUACCUCUUAGUCAAGUGUCCAGCUGAAGCGACCGCUACUGCCUCGGUUGUGGAUAAGACCAUACCUUUCGUAAAAUUGGAUCCCAAGCAUCCGCUGACGUUGAGCAGCAGCAAGAUCUCUAUUCCUGAGCCUGGGUACACCAUAAACUUAUUGCUCCAGGAUCGUCAGCGUGAUCUAGUGGUACAAGAGCCAGAUGAGGAAGACCAGCGAAUCUUUGACCAUGUUGAGAAGGACCCAAUUAUUGUUGACGAUGACGAUGACGACGAUCAUGAAUUCUACGAUGCCGACGAAGUCAUAAUCGUGCCUGAUCCGAAAGGGAAGGGCAAAGCACCAGCCCCACCCACGUCUGGUAGUAAAAAGAAAGCGAAGCCAGCAGAUGAUUGGAAGCACGACCCUAAAUGGGUCAGCGUCGUGGUCGACAAACUGAUGCCCCCGCCCACUGAGUCGGCGAAUUCUGCGACUAUGGCUGUCCAGCGAGAGCUGAGAUCGAUGCUAAAGGAACAGGAAGCGGCAAACAGUCUGCGAGAGCUGGGGUGGUACAUGCCGCCAGAAUUCAUUGGCGAUAAUUUAUUCCAGUGGAUUGUAGAGAUGCAUUCGUUUGAUCCGAGCUUGCCGAUCGCGAAGGAUUUGAAGAUCGCAGGAGUGAAUUCGAUCAUCUUCGAGAUUCGGUUCCCUCCAACGUUCCCGUUGGCUCCGCCAUUUUUCAGGAUUCUUACUCCACGGUUCUUGCCUUUUAUUCAUGGUGGAGGAGGCCAUGUUACUGGAGGAGGAUCUAUAUGUAUGGAUUUGCUGACUUCUGACGGUUGGUUGCCUAGUUACAGUAUUCCUGCGGUGAUCAUGCAGAUCAAGUUGGCUAUCUCGAAUUUGGACCCUCGUCCAGCGAGGCUCGCUAAAGAUUGGCAUCGCGAGUACCACGUAUAUGAGGCGUUGGAGGGAUACAAGAGGGCAGCUGCUGCCCAUGGAUGGCAGAUUCCUGUGGGUAUUGAGAAGCUUGUAAGAUGAUUUGAGAUAGAUAGAAAUGUAACAAUAGUUCUUGGACCUUUUGAGCAGGCUGACACUCGGUUGGCACUGCUUUGCGAAUGGAUAUCGCUUGUACUAUAACGCAAUAUUAUCAGCUGGAUUUUUCGACCAG
Messenger RNA from Desarmillaria tabescens, 3747 nucleotides. RefSeq lists its product as uncharacterized. Gene Ontology annotation, molecular function: NAD+ poly-ADP-ribosyltransferase activity. Bases 96 to 3617 code for a protein of 1173 amino acids. NCBI's taxonomy places the organism in Eukaryota, Fungi, Basidiomycota, Agaricomycetes, Agaricales, Physalacriaceae. The record is from RefSeq and is a predicted model, not a curated record. The transcript has 21 exons.